ACUUAGAGGAAGCACUUGCUCUCUUGGAUAUUCUUGCACCAUAACUCAGAAAUAAAAAGCAAAACGGUUUAACAAAAGAUCUGGGCAUUUCUUAGGCAAGUGGAUUAUUGAAUUUGCUGCAGGUAGCCAUAGGCAGAAAAUCUAUGGCUGCUUGUUUCAUUAAUACUACUGGCAUGAAAAUUCUGUAACUGCUUAGAAAAAAAGAGCUGAAAUGGAUUUACAAAACAUUCCCUAUCGCUCAGUGGUGGUUGCUUGGAGCCCAGAUGACCUGGCAGACUACUUCAAAAAAUUAAAGUAUAAGGACUGUGAAAAAGUCGUCAGAAAACACAGCAUAAGUGGACAAAGAUUUUUGAACAUGUCUGAAAAUGAUAUUCAGAAAUUUCCCAAACUGAGUGUGCCAAUUCUAAGUAAGUUAAGUCAAGAAAUCAAUAGGAACGAGGGAAGAAUAAGUUUCUUCCCAAAACGGACCCAGACGCAGAAGUUUGCUGACAAUACAGGAUGCUGUCAAGAAGAGGAAGAAGGCUGGUCUUCAUUUGAAGAAGAAGAUGAUUAUGAAAGCCCAGAUGAGGAACAGGAACAAGACGCCGACUAUGAAUCACCAACUGAUGAACCAGGACAUGACAGUGAUGAUUAUGAACCUCCUCCAUCCAACAAUGAUGUAGCACCCCAUAAUGUCAUAUUUCCUGCCAAGUCAAUUCCAAGCAACACUGAGUACAUAGAUAGACCCACAACUGCUAGACCAUCUCCCCAGCCUCCUAUUCCACCACAGCGACCUGGCCCAUCCCCUGUACCAGCAGCAUAUCCGGGUAGAGGCACUCCUAUGUCACCUUACCCUCCUCCAUCAAGCAAUAAUGAUAUGAAUAGAGAUAAAAGUGCCAAGUCUUUAAAACCCCCAGCUCCUUCUAUAGACAGACGUACAAAACCCACACUGGAUCGUCCUGGGCCAACGUUUGAAAGAGACAGCCCAGCAGCAGGGAAGAGGGCAGUGUUUCCUGACAAGCCCAUGGCACCACAACUAAGAUCUCUGGGAGAACAGUUAGCAAAGAUACAAAAGCCUCCCAUACCACCAGCCGAUAAACAUGAAAGAGGCAAUACAGUCCCUGGAAGGAAGCCACCACCCGUAAAGCAAGGUUGGGCACCAGAAAGAAGAUAUGAUGAAGAUGAUGAGUCAAUCCCCCAGAGACCAGCACCGCAGCUAUCUUUGCCCCCCUUCAGCUCCAACACAUUCCCUUCAAGGUCUGUCAAGCCACCACCUAAACACAGUCCUUCAGGAUCCAACAGUAUGCCUGGAUCAUAUGCAGAAAGUACUAACAGCCUUUCUUCAAGUGGAUCACUACCACCACGCUUUCAGCUAGGUAACAUCAAUAGAGCUCCUUCAAAAGGCCCAGCAGAUGGCAGACCUCCAUUACCAAUUCCUAACAGGCAGAUUGUGCAGCCACCAAGCAUGGAGGAAGACGAGUUUCAAGAUUCACUGAAUGAAGAGUGGUAUGUUGCAGACAUCAGCCGGCAGGAAGCAGAAGCAGCUCUUAGGAAUAUAAAUAAGGACGGGACAUUCUUGGUGAGAGACAGCUCAAGAAAAACGAAUACACAUCCAUACGUACUGAUGGUAUUAUACAAAGAUAAAGUAUAUAAUAUUCAGAUUCGUUACCAGGAGCAAAAUCAAGUGUACUUGUUAGGAACUGGCCUGAAAGGAAAAGAGGAUUUUUCUUCAGUGGCAGAUAUUAUUGAUUACUUUCAAAGAACACCCCUUCUGCUGAUUGAUGGAAAAGACCGAGGUUCAAGAAACCAAUGCAAGUUAACAUAUGCUGCAGGAUCUACUUAGAAGAAAGCUUAAUGUCUGGGAUCAAUGGUCUACAAGAGCAUACAAACCUCAUGAUAUUUCCAUUUGUAUUCAAUGAACUGAAAUUAUGAAUUAAAUUUUUUUUAUUUUAAUGAAAAAAUAUAAUUCUCUCAUUUUAAAGUGUGUUUUUAAAAAACAGAUUUGCAAAAUACUUUCUACAAUGUAUUUAUUACUCUACAUUGUUCAUACACUGCCAUGAAAACUCUUCAUGUGAGUGACGUCAUUUUUCAACAUCCAUCUCGCAUGUGAAGUGUUCUCCAUUCCAUAUUAUAGGAUUACAUGUGGUUUACAUAGCAGAGAAUUACGUUGCUUUCUUAUAAAGCAAAACUAUGCAAACUAUUGUUCAUGUCAAGGUUAUGGUACCAAUUACAUUAAGCUGCAAACUGAAAUCAAUUAAUAUCUGUAUAAUGCUUGUACAGUACAGAGUAACUUCUAGUGACUGUUAUCCGUAUUGAAAGAUUGUAUUGUUUACUUUGAUAUAUUUUAUGUAAGUUGAUACAAAAUUAGAAAAAUCUUGUGUAAAUUGAGUCAAUAAAAAUGCCAUAUGUCACAGUC
Messenger RNA from Malaclemys terrapin pileata, 2395 nucleotides. It is a transcript of the gene LCP2, whose product is annotated as lymphocyte cytosolic protein 2. Gene Ontology annotation, molecular function: protein binding. Gene Ontology annotation, biological process: intracellular signal transduction; cell surface receptor protein tyrosine kinase signaling pathway. Lineage: Eukaryota; Metazoa; Chordata; Testudines; Emydidae. The coding region runs from base 212 to 1822 and encodes 536 amino acids. The record is from RefSeq and is a predicted model, not a curated record. The transcript is spliced from 21 exons.